GGUAUGUGUAUGGGUGGGCGACUUAGUACGAAGGUUAACGCUAGGACGAACCCGGUACGUGACAACAUGCCCUCACAGCGUCAUACCUGGAUGACUUGAAAUCAACUCUUGUUUAUACUUGCUCAACCAGGACAGAAGGAAGACCACUGUGCUCCUGCUGUGUUGGAGUCCAAGGUGGUUUCGUAUUACCUGUUCCGUCUGCACUUACAACCCGUCAUAAAUCGGUGGGCGUCGCUGCUAGCUGAAGACAGGCGUGGCAAUGGCGGAGCCUGACACAGACUUGAUCUCUGCACACCGGCACCCUGGUAGGGCGGAGGCACCACAGAGGAGACAGUCAUACAAUUUUAGUGACAACUUCAACGUGUUAAGUUACGGCACCUACCGCAAAAUUGCCCUGAUGCUGGGGGACGAGAGAACAGUGGAAAACUGGACCGGGCUUGCCCACAGACUUGGCUCCGGCACUAUGGAGGACAUUUCAAACUUCCGGGUUAAAGCCCAAGCAUUGAAUGAAGUUCCGGCCAUGUUGCUACUUGAAGAAUGGAGUAGAAAACCAGGGGCUACAAUCCAAGUCAUCGUGGACGCCUUGACAGAAAUGGAGAGACCAGACGUCUUGAAGAUUGUAGAAGACGCGAUGGAAGACCAGUUCACUCUGCAUUACGUCGUGGUGACGGCGGAAGGACACAGACUCCCUGUCCAGAGAGUUCAGGUUUUCGGCUGUGACACGCUAGAGGCCAGUCUACAGACGUCCCUGGAGCAGACCGGACUGCACACAGACGAUCUGGUCAUUCAGGAGCCGGACGUAGAGGCGUACACACUGGUCAGGUGGUCGUCACCCUCCCGACUGGUCAAGGGCAGACAGUUAGUUCUCCGACACAAGGAUUGCCCCCCUCCCCCUGCUGCCCAACACACAGACGUGCUCACACCAGGUUCCCCAGGUUUGCCCCCAUGGCCCCCCGGCGCCGCUCCAGUCUUCCCCGGGUCUCCGGAGGAACUGUACGGCAACUCGUGGUCAAGUUUGGACAACAUCAGUGUUAUCAGUGAGGAUGUGGAGUGGGAAGGACUAGACGACUUGUCGACGUGCUCCCUCCCGGGAUGGCACCCGCAUCUUCCCGACAGACAGAAAUACAUCCGUGAAGCAAUGGCUCCGUACAUCGCUGCAGAUGGUUGGUUCCUCAUUCGGCCACUAGACGACAAUAGAGUAGCCGUCAGUGUUACGUUUAACGGCGACAUGCGCCACUUCAAGAUUCAUCGUACUUCGGACGAUCGUUACUACUUUCAUAGGAAGCAAUGGAGAGCACAAUCUAUCAAUGACCUUAUCAACAUCUACUCCGUGGAGGGGCUGCCGACUUCCGAGUCCCGGAAGGUGCAGAAGCCGCCCAGAACGCCUCAACCAGCCGAUGAACCGCCGCCCCUGCCGCCCCGCCCAGGACAGGCCGAGCCGCCCGAAGUACCGAAAAGGGAUAGUAUGGUGUACUUAAAACACCCGGUCCCUGUCAACAGGGAACUGGAAGAACGGAUAAAAGCGAAACAAACGAAACACGUUUACCAGAACUAGAGGGCGAUGUUUGC
This is a messenger RNA of Branchiostoma belcheri (Belcher's lancelet), 1569 nucleotides long. RefSeq lists its product as uncharacterized. Gene Ontology annotation, molecular function: protein binding. The transcript has 5 exons. Gene Ontology annotation, biological process: signal transduction. The coding region runs from base 260 to 1555 and encodes 431 amino acids. The record is from RefSeq and is a predicted model, not a curated record. NCBI's taxonomy places the organism in Eukaryota, Metazoa, Chordata, Leptocardii, Amphioxiformes, Branchiostomatidae.